AUACUCUGUCUCCUCUUGGACGCCCCAUUCGCUGCACUACCGGUGAUGAGGUGUCUUCCACUUGGAGAUUCCCAUCUGCUCUGCCUUAUCUGUUCCACCCUUUAUUGAACCUUUCACUGACCAGGCUUUUAAUUCAUCUGCCUCUCCCCGUAUGGUACUGUCAAGUUGCGUUUGAUGGUGACACUCUAUGAAGCGCCCGGGAGGGUUAACCGUGCGAAAGACGCAAGGUUUUUGUUUUAGACCUAAUCAAGUGGACAAUUUUUUUCCCCCUUGAUGUACGAGUGUGGAUUUUCUAAACAUGAAGGUCUCCUCACGCUCUGUGCAAUGAGGAAGACAAGGUGCUAGCAUCCUGUUAAUUUAGCUGAAUUCGAUCUUCAGUUUAUUUCCGGACUCGCACUCUGUGCUUGGCCCCCGAGCGAGGUGGGUUGGAGCUGCCCUGGACCCGGCAAAUCAGUCGGGUAGUCUCGAUUUCAAGCAGCAGCUCAUUCCCGGGGUCGUUAAAAUCGACAAUCUGUAUUUAUAAUGAUUGAAGUUCCUAAUGGCAGGAAAAUAAUCCACGUCCCAAAACAAACAAAAACGAAAAUCACCCCUUCACUAUUCGGAGGUGCCGGUGUUGGACUGGGGUGUACAAAGUUAAAAAUCACACAACACCAGGUUAUAGUCCAGGCUGCAAACUGUUAGCCACCCCACCCACACCACACACUUCACUGUGGCACACGUGUGAGCUUCUUUGUCUGUCUGCAGACAUUCGGAACGAGUCAGUGGACUUUACAAACCGAUUUAAACUUUACAGGCAAUGCAAUUGUGAAAAGUAGAAACAACAGGCAGAAAAUGCGAGGACGAUUCCGCUAGAACUUUACCGACAUGGUUCAUGACCCAGUUCAACCUUUUCUUCAAUAGAGUAGCGCUAGAGAACGGCAGCAGCUGGGACAGAGGAAGCGUUUCCAGUCCAGCGUGGAAGGACGAAUUUUCAGAGAAAGUGAAUCUAUGAACAUUCAUCGCCCUCUAACGGAGGAGGCCACAACACCAUCUCACGAGACAUAGUCAAGGACCAGCAAUUCCUAACUUGUUUUAUCAUUAAAACCAGACACGGCACCAAAGGAAAAAAAGUCGGGGACGAAACAAGCUGAAUUGCUGGAACUGCUAAUCUGAGCAUAAAAUUCAAGGACAAGCAAAAAUAGGACAUAUAUAGAUUGAGGCACAGAACCACAGGAACCAAGUCGCUCAUCUUGACAUAAAGUGAGCACUACCAAAAGCAGCUUAUUUGACCCAUUGGACAGGAAAUCAUAUUAAAAUAACUUCAAAGUGAAUGCAAAUGGCUUUGAUAUUGCCUUCAAGUUGAUAGACAAUGGCUAUGACAGAUCGAAAAAGCUUUCAUAUCAACACACCACUUAAUGAGAGUCUCUCGCUCUCUAAGGUGGCAGGGACAACAGUUUACAUCAAACUUGACAACGUACAGCCAACUGGCUCCUUUAAGAUAAGAGGAAUUGGGCAUUUCUGUAUAAAGGCUGCGGAGAAAGGCUGCAAACAUUUUGUAUGCUCUUCAGGAGGGAACGCCGGCCUCGCUGCUGCCUUUGCUGCUCAGAAGCUCCAGAUUCCUGCCACCAUUCUGGUUCCCAGUAGCACACCAGCAUUUACCGUUCAGAAAUUGAAAGAUCACGGAGCAUUUGUGGAAGUCGUUGGUAAGGUUUGGGAUGAUGCUAACAAGAAAGCAUUAAAACUAUCUGAAAAUGACGGCUGGGUGUACGUUUCACCUUUCAACCAUCCACUGGUUUGGGAAGGAAAUGCCACUGUUGUGGAAGAGCUUUCGGAGUCACUACAUUGCAAACCUGGGGCUAUUAUCUUGUCGGUUGGAGGUGGUGGUCUUCUCUGUGGAGUGGUUGAAGGGCUGAAGAAAGUGGGCUGGUGUGAUGUGCCUGUAAUUGCCAUGGAGACUAAAGGUGCAGAAAGUCUGAAUGCAGCAGUGAAGGCUGGGAAAUUGGUCACCCUCUCUGAUAUCACAAGUGUAGCUAUAACCCUAGGAGCUAAAACUGUGUGUGAGAAGGCACUUCAGAAUGCACAGGAACAUAAUAUUUUCUCUGAGGUAAUCAGUGACCAGGAAGCUGUGCAAGCGGUGGAGAGAUUUCUAGAUGAUGAAAGGUUUUUGGUUGAGCCAGCUUGUGGUGCAUCGCUCGCUGCCAUUUACACUGGAACAAUCCAGCAACUGCAGAAAGAAGGACGGUUGGCCCAGGAUCUACAGUCAAUAGUAGUCAUUGUCUGUGGUGGGAGCAGCAUUACAAUGGCACAGCUCAAAGAAUAUAAAAUACUACUUGCACAAAGCUAAGCACAAUUUUUUUUUCUGAAUUAUAAACUCUCUUAUAAACUCUCUUUGUCUGCCAGACAGUAAUCAUGUGAAAUGAUAUGACUGGAACUAUUGGGGAGUGCUGGGUCCCUGGUGAACAGAAUGGAUGUGGCAAGGUUGCCAUUUCUUAUCUUUUCUCAUCGACAUUUGUGAUCUUUUCAAUACUCUCCUCCACUUUAACAAUUACUCGCCCUGAUUGUAUUCUCUUCACCAUCAGUAUUCAGUCUCUCUAUACUUCCUCCUUCACCUUAAAUGAAACCCAACCAGUCUCCAUCCACUCCCACCCAAGCCCAACAGGCUCAACUUGUUCUUGCAAUGAUUAACUUGCUCUUUGCCACAACUCACUUUCCCCAAGUAAUAGAUGGCACUGGAGGAACCCCUAUGGGUCUUGGCUUUAAUUCUGACAUGGAUGUCCACCCCUUGGAUUGAAUGGUUUUCAUUUUGGAGGGUAAUUAUUAGUUAGUCACACUGUAGUGGGUCUGGAGCCUCAUUUAGGCCAGACCAGGAAUGGACAGCACACAUUUCCUUCCCUGAAGGAUAUUAGUGAAUAAGAUAGGUUUUUAUGACAAUUAGUGAUAGUUUCAAAAAUGAUCGUCACAAAACUAACUUUCAAUUCCAAAUUUUAUUUAUUGAACUUACAUUAUGCCAGGGGCAUGGAAGCCAUUUGAUUACAUGCCUCUAGAGAAUUAGUCUGACUGCCUGGAUUAAGAGUCCAGAAACACUCUCACUAUAUCACCAUCUCACCUUUGUGGUGUGUGUGUGGCAAGUCCCUUAUUCCAGUCCUAUUCCUUCACUUCUUUUUCUGUACUUUGACUUAGCAGUGCUAUUUUCUACUCUUAAACUGAAACAGAAAGUUUAAUUGACUUUACUUCCGAUUUCUGCACUUCCUUUAACUUCCAAUGGUCCAUCUGGCCCUUCCCUUCACUUUCUAAAGUUCUGUGUUCUAUUUCUGAAGUAGAUUAUCAAUCAAUGUUCUCUUUAUAGCUCUUGAUUCUAGCAGACUAACAUCUGCAGGAAGACUAUUCCAUUUUCCUAGGUUGUCUGUCGUAUUUGCUCUGAUAAUGCUGCCUGUAACCUCAAUUUAAAAUUUCAAUUCACCAUGCUUUAAAAGGUUCCUGACCAUAUCUUGUCCAUUUCCCACAUUUUUGCUUUUGCCCCUUUCUCCUCCCUUCUAGAACCCUAAUGGGAUUGCCCUUGUUUUACCAUCCCAUGACCCUCCAUAUUCAAUGGAUCAUUUUCCCCAAUUUUGAAUGCCCCAGCAUAAUGUCAGCACUGAAUGUGUCUUUCUCUCCCAUUCAGUAAUCAGACUUCUUGAUCCUCUACAUCCUAAUCGACUCCUCAAUCAUUCUUAGCAUUCCCAUGCAAAUAUCAUUUUUUCUCCUGUCUUCAAACUGUCCAAGCUCUUCCGGGUGAAACAGUAACGUACUUGCACUUCCAAUUUGUUACACUGUAUUUGCUUCUCAUGAUGCAGUCUUUUCUGCAUUCCCGAGAUCAAACACUGAUAGGUGACCAUGGUGGAAUACCUCCAUUCAGUCCGAUCCCUACCAUGAGCUUCUGCCCCCUUCACUCUCUGUUACGCUCUCACCUUGUACUCUCUGGUGUUGACCUCCUGCACUGUUCCAAUAGAAGUCGGAAACAGCAAUCCACCUUUCGAUUUGGUACUUUACAGACGUCUGAACUCCACCUUGAUAAUGAAAUUGUUGAACUCAUAACUCCUGCUUCAACUUUCCUUGACCCACUUACACUUUGUCAAGAUCCUAUUUUUGUUCCUUUAUUUAUUCUGUUACCAUCUCCUUUAAACAUGCACUAUCACCUCUUUGUCAUUUCAUUUUUCUCCCCUUGCACUUUAUCACUGAUCUUUCCUUUCUUCUUCAUUCUCUUGCUUCUUUUUCUACAUCAGUUCUUGCUUGAAACCUGUUGCAUCUUUAAAGAUAUUGACCUGAAAUGUUACAUUUCUCUCUUUCCACAAAUGCUGCCUGAUAUUGGGUAUGUCCAGCAUUUUCUGUUUUAAUCUUGCCUGGACUUGCUUCCUCUGCGCUGCAAAGCAACUUUGAAAUAUUUCAAACGUUAUUUAUCUCAAACCCGUCCUUGACAAAGCACUGCUUUCCAGUAAAGUUGACCUGCUUCCUUUGCCAUCGCUGCCCGGACCAUUCUCUCUUGGUUUGGAUCAAGCAGGGCAAGAGGAAAGGUGGAAAGCAAUCCGAAUCAUUGUACCGGGUGAGUGAGUGGGGAAAGGCAGAAAUUUUAAGUAGUAGGAAGCAAAGAGGCAGGAGGAUGAUGUAAAUGCAAUGAAAUAAAUUAAAAUUUAUGUAACUGUUGUAUUGGGAAAAAUGCAUUAAGCAAUUAAUUGUGUAAAAAAAAACUAUAAUCACAUUUUUCUUUGGGAAGAAUUGAUGAUUUUUUGAUUCCCUGUAAUGUUCAUGUUUAUGUAGGCGCCCUGGGAUUGCAGCUGAAAGCAUUGAGCGUUGAAAGUUGUUAAUUAUUUUGCUUGUCAUCAGGGUGAGAUCCAGGCGAUUGGAUUAAUGACAUUGAUAGAAUCUUUGAGUGUUAUUUUCAUAUGGCAUGAAACAUUUCAAAGUUCUGCUCUGUCCCUGCAUGAAGUGAUUCGGUGUGUACAUUCCUUCAGGCAGUGUUCUAAUUUAAUCCAACUCAACCCAGCUGGAUGGACUACACUUCAUUCUGGUGGUUGCAAACAGGAAUAAAUAUUAGCAUUUAAUGUCAUCAUAAUGUUCUUGAAACAAAGUUGGUUGAUAAUGAAUGCAUUUUUUUUAAAAUCACUAUCAGAAAAGAUGUUUCCUUUAAAAGAACAAUAGCCUUCAAAAAAAGAUAUGUUUAAUAAUUUUUUUUACGUAACAGAACACAUGUAUCAUUUUCAACACAGUGAUACAUCUCUCCGUCUCAUUCGCAUGCAUUAACUGCAAUGAAAGAAGCAUUUACCAAAUGUUGGAUCGAAACACUCACAUUAGAUUCAGAAGAUAUCUUUGUGGGGCAAUCAUGAUUUCAGAUUCAGGGAGAAAUUCACAAGGAGUGGAAUUUUACAAUAACAUUUAUAAAAAGGGAGGGUUUUUAAGUCCACUGGCAGCUCCUGGGUCUUAAGGUCUGCCAGUCAGGCCUACACCUGGACGGAUCCAGUGGCGGGGAGAUCAGAUUUUCUUUUUCUUCUUGUCGUAGUCACAGAGAUCUACAGCACAGAAAAAUGCCCUUUGGCUCAUUGCAUUCCCAAACA
Molecule: messenger RNA, 5567 nt
Organism: Chiloscyllium plagiosum (whitespotted bambooshark)
Lineage: Eukaryota; Metazoa; Chordata; Chondrichthyes; Orectolobiformes; Hemiscylliidae
Source: RefSeq, a predicted model, not a curated record